CCCACGCGAGACCGCUCCGGCCACCGCUCACCGCAAGGGGAAAGUGGAGCCUGGGGUUUUUCACCCGCUCCCCAUCGCUCUGGAUUGUGGCCGGGGAGCCGGCUGGGGUUUGGGGAGGCCCGUCGCGAGAUGUACCAGAGUUUAGCCAUGGCAGCUAACCCCGGCCCUCCGGCGUACGAGGGGGCAGGUGGCUUCAUGCACAGCGCAGCCGCAGCAUCCCCCGUCUAUGUGCCCACCACGAGGGUCACCUCCAUGCUCCCCAGCCUGCCGUACCUCCAGAGCAGCGGCUCUUCCCAGCAAGGCAGCCCCGUCUCCAGCCACUCCAUCUGGACUCAACCCGGAGCCGAAAGCGCCACUUACAACCCCGGAUCUUCUCACCCUCUGUCACCUCGGUUCUCCUUCUCCACCAGCACCCCCAUCCCUGCCACCUCUUCUCGGGAAGCCGCGGCGGCUUACAGCAGCUCCUUGAACCUUUCUGCUAACGGGAGGGAGCAGUACAGCAGGGGUUUCGGCAGCUCCUAUUCCAGCCCCUACCCGGCUUAUAUGAGCCCCGAAAUGGCCACGACCUGGACUUCUUCGCCCUUCGACAGCCCCAUGCUGCACAACCUGCAGAGCCGAGGGACGCCCGCAGCCACCCGGCAUGCCAACAUCGCAGAAUUUUUUGAUGAUUAUUCAGAGGGGCGAGAAUGUGUCAACUGUGGGGCCAUGUCCACCCCACUCUGGAGGAGAGAUGGCACGGGGCACUACCUCUGCAACGCCUGCGGGCUCUACCACAAGAUGAACGGCAUCAACCGGCCCUUGUUCAAACCUCAGAGGAGGCUGUCGGCUUCCCGCCGCGUUGGCCUCUCUUGUGCCAACUGCCACACAACGACAACCACGCUCUGGCGCAGAAACGCCGAGGGAGAGCCCGUCUGUAAUGCCUGCGGUCUCUACAUGAAGCUCCAUGGGGUUCCAAGGCCUUUAGCAAUGAGAAAAGAGGGCAUUCAGACAAGGAAGCGCAAGCCAAAGAACCUUAACAAAACAAAGACGCCAGCAGGUCCAUCCAGCAGCGAGAGUCUUACCCCGACCACCAGCUCCACCAGCAGCAGCAGCAGUGCCACGACCACUGAGGAAAUGCGCCCCAUAAAAACAGAACCUGGGCUCUCAUCUCAUUACGGGCACCCCAGCCCAAUUUCUCAGGCAUUCUCAGUCUCUGCCAUGUCCGGACAUGGAUCAUCUAUUCACCCUGCGAUUUCAGCUCUGAAGCUUUCCCCGCAGGCUUACCAGUCAGCUAUCGGCCAGUCUCCACAAACCAGCUCCAAACAGGACUCCUGGAACAGCCUGGUGUUAGCUGAAAACCAUGGGGAUAUCAUAACUGCAUAACCUGGUCUUCUACCCAUGAACUUCAGGCUGAUCCACUUGAGAGAUGAAGAAGAUGCCAUGUAAUCAUCAAGUCAAUGCUGUUUCCCACCUCCCCUGCUCUCCUGCCUUCUCUCCCCUUGUGAGAUGUUCCAGCAAAGAGGUAAAGAGGACUUAUCUGAGGUUUAGGAGAGCUCUUACACAACGAACAGAGAAGACUCAAAUCUCAAAGUAACUAAUGGAUUUGAAGCCUUUUUUUCCCACUUUAAAUGAGCCUCUCUAUUUGAUUGUCACCGCCUUCUGUGAAAUAGCCAGAAACACAAAGAUGGACACAGUUCUUGAGUUUUGUUUAUUUAAAAAUACCUGGCAUUUAAGACUCAGACAAUGGUGGAGCAGAGAUACAUUUUUCUUCUGUCACCAUCUGUUCUUUUCCUGACCAGAAGAAAAUGCCACCAUCUUCUCAUUUCCCAAAUUCAGUGAUCUUUCACCAAAUGGAGCCAGUUCCAGAACAGUUUGUUGAACAGACUUCACUAGACAUGCUGUGGUGGCUUUAGUGGAUUUGAUAUGAUCUAGGGCAGAGAAAAAAAGAGACCCUCCCCCCCAAACAUCCUCAGCUCACACAUCUAGAGCAUUGUCUUCAUUUUCCUAGAUGGUCUGAAAAGCUAAUGAAUGUCCGUAUUUAGUAACUCCUUUCCUAUUUAUCAUUACAAAAGCAUGGGACUGUGUUUCCAAAAGGUUGUUGGCUGAGCCUGGAGAAGGUCUGUCCAAAGUCAAAGCAGGAUUUGGGAAGGAGGAACCUUCUGGAAGCAGGUAGAGGAGACCCAUGUUGGUCAUCAAAUCCUGGAGGAAAUUGCUGGGCUCCUCCCUUACGGAUAGCUACAAGCCAGGCCCAGAGAUUAUUCAAGAGCACAGCAAGUGAAAGAUGCUCUUCUAACGCUGCUGUGCCAUUGCUUUUGAGACAGCUAAUUUAAUUAUUUUGCAUACUUUUAUGUUGGUUUUGAUGUCAUUGAUGAAAUCUGAUUGUCAUUUAUUUUUGGCUGUACUGUGAGUGCCCACUUUCCUUCUAACAGCUGGCUCGUGACCACUUCACACAUCUAACCCUUUAGGAUUUCACCUUUUGCAACAAGCAAGGGCUUCAGCCUCUAAUGGAGGUAGGCAGGGGCCGUUUUCUUUACCAAGCAUGUGCACAGACUUGCUUGCCUGCAAGAGAAGCAUAAGUCCAUUCAUGCAUGAGUAUUAAACAAGACUCGUGUUUUUUCUUGCCCAUAAGGCUCUCAGCAACCAGGGAAUCCUAGCAAAUGGAGCUGGAAGAGAUGCUGAGAGCUCACCGACUCAUUCCCUUUUCCCAAAGGGAUCAAUUCUACCUAACCUAGCCCUGACUGCUCUUUCUCUAGCAUGCGCUUAACAAACUCCAGCAUCGCAGAUGCCACAGCUCCCCUGCGCAGCCUAAGUGCUUCACCAGAUGCUUGCCAUGACGUUUUCAUCAACGUUUCUGAGGAGGGACAGCUUUGCCUGUCCAGGCAGAGAAUUUCUGGGAGACCUCAUCCUACAAGAUUCUCCACUUUUGUUUCUGUCCACUCCCAAACUGUUACUCUUCUUGCCUUCCCAGCUCCUCUCUUUUCCUCCCUGCAUCCAGAACUCAAGUACGGAACUACCAAGUGAAAAUCUAGAAUAGGGAUCGUGCAUCCCUCCUAAAUGUGCCAUCCUCUGUCUCCCACUGUUUAACAUUCCCACAGAGAGUGUUUCCACCCAAACACCAAGAUACAUGGCUUGGCGAAGAGGAAAGCCACAUAUAUGUUUGAAGAAAAAGAAUGGCAUUGUGUUGUCUUUGAACUCGCCAUUUUCCUCCUGAUGGUAGAAAAGCUUCUUUAAGGAGAAGGAUUCAACUGGACUGGUCAUGAUAAAGACUGGGACUGGAGUCACAGUAGAGACCUGGACCCUUCCACAUUCCCUGUGCUCUGCGUAACUCAGAUUUGCAGGGUUUUGGAGGGGUGACAGAGCCUCUGCACUCCUCAGAGAAAAACACCAUGGCAGUGACGCCAUGGGAAUGGCUGGAUGGUGUCUGCCCCAGAGUUUCCACUCUGUCUUGCUGAGCUAAUGCAGGGUCUAGCCUCAUUAGUGUUAAUUACAGACAAGGAAAAGACAUUCAUGAAACAUGAAUAAAAAUAAAUAAAAUGCUGCGAUUCUGCUCAGGUGUGGUAGGCUGCAGAGAAGAGGCCAGAAAUAGCACCUAAAAAUAUGAAUUUGGGGUGAAAACAUAAAGGCAGUUCUCCCCGGGCGUGCAGGUCUUUAGCCAGCCUCCUCCUUGACCUAUAUUCCUUUGUAAAUGGCAACUGAGGUCUCUUGGGAUCUGGCUGUGAAUUCCUGUCCGUAACAGAGAAGCACGCACCACAAAGAUGCCACUUGGCUAAUGCACACAUUUGAGACACCUAGAACUACCCUGGACAACCUGAGAGGGAGGGGAGCCGGUGGCCUCCUGGAGAGGAGCUAAAGUCCGGACUAACCACACGCCUCAUUUCUCUUUCCAUACGGAUGCUCCCAGAGGCUCUGUCCACCUUGCCUUAUUACUGCACUCCUCCUACUGCCCUCAGAGCUAAACUCCCUGGCUGCAUUUUUUCUCCUGCCCUUAAAACACACUCUGAGAUGCCAUAAAGGAGUCUGUUUGCAAUGCAAGAGGGGAAAACCUCUGCAGGACAUAAGCUUGCCUUAUGCUCCCUCAGGUUAUCUAAAUGACCAUGGUAGAGAUUUGUUAACUGGUUCUCAGCCUUCCGCAAAGCCUUAAAAAUAAUUCUUGAAAUGCAGUGAGGAGCAUUUACGAGGACCCUGAUAACAGAACAAGUCGUCUGCAUUGAGAAGGUGAGGCUAAGGGGGCUGUGAGGACAACUUGUCUCUCUUUAGUGGUAGAAAUUAACUCUUUUGUCCCCCCUUUUGCACCACAAGCAGUAGAAGUUCAGAUGCGCCUGGUUCUGCUGUUCCUUUCAAUCACCCAAAACUGUUGUAGAGCUAUUGACCACCCUCAUGGUGGAAAUGUUUUUCCAAAUAAACGUUAGAUUCUAAUGAGAAGCACAAUCAUUGGUAAAUUAAUUGCUCAGGCUUGGGGACUCCCAAGCAAUGAGUCAUUGCAGGAGACUGAAAGUUGUCUCCAAGCCCAGGAGUCACACUGAGCCCCUUCUGGUAGGUAGGAGCUGGGAUGGCCAGCGCAGGAUGACAAACACCAGAAGUGACAGGUGAAGGGAUACUCACAGGACGAGAGGAUAAAAGUGCUACCAGUUUCAGGACACUCAGCUCAUUCUAGCAGGAGGGGCAACUUACAAAAUUCUGGGUUCCACCUGAGCUCUGCUUUCCUUCCCAUGAUGGGGGAGGCAUUUAGAGCCUGUUUCGCUAAUGAAAUUAGAUACACUUAUUAGGCAAGAUAAUUAUUGCUAUUAUUAUUGCUGUAAUUUAUUUCAUUGCAGCGUGGCUGGAGAACCUAGUGAGGACCAUACCAGGCCAGGUCCUACACAAAUGCAGGACCAAGAACCAUCCCUGCCCUGAGGAGUAAGAGGCAAGGGCCCAGUCCUGCAAAACACUUAAGCACGUAUAUAAAUGCGUUUAGUGGGAUUUGUUCCCUUAGAGGUCAUCACUAAUCACACAUGCAAAUUUUGAUGUCGAAGGGUUUGCAGCACAAGGUUUGAUUGUGCCAAGCCAGGCCUUUGCAAUGGCUCAGUGGUCACCGGAGUGAAAUGAGCAGAUGAGAAGCAGGACGGGAAGCCAGAGGGGUAGAAAGGUCAUUUAACCAUUUCUAAAUGUCUUUCCUCUUUGUGGAAGUGCAAUAUCUUGAAUCACUUCAGUUCUUCUUUUGUAAAUUGAUCAGAAGAGAUCCAUAUUUUCCUUGCAAUCUUAUGGGCUGACUGGAGAGGGUGCAAUCAGGAGGAGCUCAGGAAUAUUGUAAGGGAGCUUUAAAAGCGAUCAACAACUCUUAAUGUAACACUGAAGCUGUGACUAUGUCAGGGGUGGUGUUCUGUUUUGCUUUUUUCCCCCCCCAUGUAUAAAGUUUGAAGCUUCCCAGGUCAUCUGGGAAGGUCCCAUGGAAAUAGACACUUAUUUGUAAGGGGGAGAGGGAAACCAACCAACUGAACAAGCUGUAAUUAUUUAAAGAUCUAAAAAACUAUAUAUUAUGAAGUAGUAUGGCUACCAAUCCACGUAACUUCUACACCUUUAGAACUAAUGGAAAUAAAACAAUGAUAAUAAAA
Molecule: messenger RNA, 5570 nt
Organism: Gymnogyps californianus (California condor)
Lineage: Eukaryota; Metazoa; Chordata; Aves; Accipitriformes; Cathartidae
Gene: GATA4
Product: GATA binding protein 4
Biological process (GO): negative regulation of transcription by RNA polymerase II; cell fate commitment; positive regulation of transcription by RNA polymerase II
Cellular component (GO): nucleus
Molecular function (GO): DNA-binding transcription factor activity, RNA polymerase II-specific; zinc ion binding; RNA polymerase II cis-regulatory region sequence-specific DNA binding
Source: RefSeq, a predicted model, not a curated record